AUUGACUUAUGGUCCUACCUUAAUUUAACAUUAUAAUUGACACAUGCACGAAUCUUUAAAGGGUCACUGGCUUACAUAUGAAACUUGACAGGUUUUGCAGUACUACCUGUCGCGACUUAUCAAGGUCUAAGCUAACUAAGCUAACUCUAGAAUCAUGGAUAACAUUACUAUUUUCGGUCAAGCAGACAAACACUUGCAAAGAACGGUUGAACUCCUCCAAAAAAACAAUGUCAGGGUUGUGAUACGCGAUGAGCAAGAACUCAACGCUAUUCGUAUUCGUGAAGAAAAACGAAGGGCUCAAGCAAUAGCUGCGAAAAAACUACAGGCAAACCGUAUGGGAAAAGGAAAACAAAUGGCUACAUGUGCGGACAAGCGGAAAGAUAAUGCCUUGGUUGAACUUCGUCAACAUAGAAAUGGUGGAGUUGUGAUCCGCGAUGAGUUAGAACUUCAUAAUCGUCAAGAGGAACGAAAUGCUAAAGCAAAAGUUGUGGAAAAACGAAAGGCAAACUCUAUUGGCAAGGGGAAACAAAAGUCUACAUGUUCGAACAACGGAAAAGAAAAUGUCUCGGUUGAUCUUCUUCAUCAUAGAAAUGGAGUUGUAAUCCACGAUGAGCUUGAGAUUCGUAUUCGUCAGGAGAAAAGAAGGGCAGAUGCAAUAGCUGUGGAAAAACUGAAGGGAACCUCUAUGGGUAAGGGAAAACAGACUGGAACAUAUGCAAAUAGGGGCGAAGAAAACUCCAAGGCACUCAAUGAUAAUUUUAUAUCGAGAGCAACAUUAGCCCAACGUGCACGACGAGAUCGAGAAAAUAGAUUACAACAAUGCACUGCGAUUCCCCUUGGACAAUGCUUGCGAGUAGACCCUCCACAAAAGCGACAAUGUCUGCAAAAUCUACAACAGAAUGCACUACAUGCAAAAUCCACGGAUUGGGAGGAAAAGGCUAUGGAGCGAAAAAGGAUCAAUUCAACUAGAUUGCGUCAUUGGCUGUCAAAUAGUAUUGUGGUUCAUGCUUUGAACUGGUACAUAGAAGUUGAUACUCAAACCUUUUGGAGAGUCAUGGAAAGGAAGUUUAAGCCUCUCAAUUCCAGAGGAGUCUAAGCUUUUCUUAGAAAGAGAACGUCUACAUGCAUAUGGAAUUUUGUGAAGCAGGCACAUAUUUUUUGACAAGGAGACCCUAUUUAUGACUCUCUUUUGUGAAGUCUUCUAACCUAGGGGUGUAGUCAAUGGGAAGCUGCUUUUUGUAAAGGCUUUUGACAAUAGUGGUGUAUAUCUUUGUUUUGUCAUUUCCCGUACAAAUUGAAACAGUAUUUUACUGUCUGUACUCAU
Messenger RNA from Rhododendron vialii, 1324 nucleotides. RefSeq lists its product as uncharacterized. Lineage: Eukaryota; Viridiplantae; Streptophyta; Magnoliopsida; Ericales; Ericaceae. The transcript has 11 exons. Bases 155 to 1096 code for a protein of 313 amino acids. The record is from RefSeq and is a predicted model, not a curated record.